This is a messenger RNA of Mercenaria mercenaria, 2138 nucleotides long. RefSeq lists its product as uncharacterized. Bases 214 to 1350 code for a protein of 378 amino acids. NCBI's taxonomy places the organism in Eukaryota, Metazoa, Mollusca, Bivalvia, Venerida, Veneridae. The transcript is spliced from 2 exons. The record is from RefSeq and is a predicted model, not a curated record.
UGUCUAAUGAGUGCAGAUCGUAAAACAAAAUGUACCUGAACUACGGGCGAGUAAAAGGAAUUGUGGGAUAUGACAGAAUUUUUAUAACUCUGGUGAAAAGAAGCGGUUUGUUGUGUAACGAAUUUUAUUUAAAAUCUUUUGAUAAACUAUAGAAGUAAUUCAUACAACGAGCACCCUUAACUUCUUAAUGUUGGUAUUCUACUAAAAGCUAAAAUGAGCUAUGAGGAUUUUUAUACUGACUGGUUGUGGAAGAUUUUCGUUAUAACUGACGAGUCAGACGCGGCAGAAGAGUAUGCACGCACCAUAGUUUCACUGUUGGAUACCUUGAAGAACCCGCCCGAUGUUGAGACUAACAGUUUACAUGGUAAAACAUUGUCCGAGAAAUGCCGAAAGAUAUUGUUUAUUUUAGACGAGUCGAACAGGACCGGAGAAGAAAACAAACUUUUACAUAAAUGGCUUAGGUCGUUGGCAAUAGAUCCGGGCAGAAGUAACAAGUACAUGGUUCUCCGUGUUAAUAGCAAUGAAGAUGAAGGAUUUGCAGAACCACUGGAAGGUCUUGCGGAGUCACAAGUUAUUCAGGUGAAUGGCAUAAUCGAUGUUUAUACCUGGUGGCCUAGAGUAAUAAGAUUUCUUUGUAAAACGAGGAACUGGGGUAACAGUGCGUACAUUUUGUUGCACGCCGGCUUUGGACAUGAUAUAACUGACGUUAGUAAGAUGAUAGAAAAUAUAAAAGAAAUUGAGGAACAGAAAAAGAUACUUGAAGUUAUGUUAGGUCCAUUUGGGCCCCGUAACCUGCAUAAGGUAAAGUGGCAUGAUGACGCAGUCGCUUCUGUUGGGUCUUUUCCCGGGCAUGUACGACAGAGAAGAUCUAGUACAAAUUUGGGAUAUCAGGACAUGAACGGCCUGCCAAAUGACUACACGUCUCAACGGGAGUCAAACCUGGCGACGGAAAUUCGGCGUAACGCAGUAGUGUUAGACGAGAAGAAAUAUCGAAUCGACCCGACAGUUGCCAAGUAUGUUUACGAUGAUCCUGUAACACCUUCAUGGAAAGACGACAAACGGUUUGCUUCUGUGGUACCCUUGUUUAUUAUACUGAAGCCGGAUAUCACUGUGGCCGAGAAAUGUUGUUUGACAGAUUAUGCCCGAGAGUUUCCGAAAACACACUUCCUGUGUAUAAGUGAGGAAUCGCCAUCCAAUUACAUGAAACUUUUGUCGAGUAAUGUGUAUGGAAGGAGGGAACUGAUGGAGUUUGUGUUUAACCUACUUAAAGAACUGAAGAAUAAACAGGGUACAGACUCCCCCAAGGUGCCACAUUUUCUUCGCCGCAAGGUAUACUGGAUACGGAUCUGAUACUGACGUGAACCUUUUCGGAAAUCGAAGAUACCAUGCUGUAAGGCUGGUAGAGGACUUUGUCUAGUUCUGGCGGCUCAGGAGUUACAAGAAAAAGACAGGUGUGUUCUUUCUGCAAAACAGUCUCUUCUCCUUCAUCUUGAUAUUUCGGUUUGUGUGGAUAACAACAGUUACCAGUUUCUUCGCAAUCUGAACUACAUGAGCAGUCUAAAAACAGAAAUAAAAAUUAUCAAUGAGAAAUACGCGCUCCUACGUGAGUGUUAGUUUGUUUUGGGUUUAUCACACUUUUUCAUCAAAAUUUCAGUUAUGUAACGGCGGGCAGCUAACAUAACCAACUUUCCUUGAUUCUGUACCAAUAUCUGUUAUGUUCUCCACAAGUAACUUCCAACUUCUCUACAAGAAUCAGUGGUAGAGGACGAAAUGACUUCAGACACAAUGUCUUGUAACAAAUCAUAAGUUAGAACAUACGUCUCGCCAGAAGAUCGAACUCGGCCGAGCCCGCGAUCCAGAGACCUGCACUCUUACUAUUGAGUUAAUAUAAUAUUAUUCAAUCCAUAAUAAGCAACUUACAGAUGCCUUAAAAACAAUAUGGAUUGAAAGUGUGAAACAGAAGUAAUUAUGAAAGUUUGUAAUUUGAAUUGUAUAAGCCUGCAUACCCCUUCCGUAAAAAAAUGAUCACAGCACAAGUAUAAUGCUUUGUUACAAUUUCAGCUUUGUUACGUAUGUAGCAGAGAUAUUGUCUUUGUGUUUAGGUUUUAUGUUUAAGCAUCAAUUUACGUAUUUUAUAA